AUGUGGUUCAAUUUGUACCUAAGAUUUGUUCAGAAUCUCUAAUUGUCAGAGUUUGUACCUAAGAUCUGCUCAAAAUCUUUCUGUACCUAUGAUAUAUUCAGUAUAUCUACUUGUUAGAGCCUAUUUUAAGUCAUUUCAGUAUUAGUCAAAAUAUUUCUAAAGAAUAUGUCUAAGAUCUCAAUUUGUCAGAGUCUUUUUAAGUCAUUUUAGAGCUAAUUAGACUUUGUUCCUAUGAUCUGUUAAGAUCUUCUUUUGGGAGCACCCCACCUCCUUUCUAGGCCUAUAUAAAGGUUCUCAUUGUAACUUGAGAUCCUCACUUUUUAGUUGAAUCAGUUUUCUUUAUUAUGAAAACCUUUUCUUCUUACUUGUGGAUUCAGGCACCCCCUUGUGAAUUCAAAGGUUGAGGACUUUGAAUUUGUGGAUUCAAAAGUUGGUUUCUUCUCGAAGAUUACAGUUUUGUGGAUUCAAGCUUAG
Molecule: messenger RNA, 474 nt
Organism: Spirodela intermedia
Lineage: Eukaryota; Viridiplantae; Streptophyta; Magnoliopsida; Alismatales; Araceae
Source: the annotation of a GenBank genome assembly